CUCCUUUCAAGAAAUGCAGCAAAAGAACCACAAAAUGGCAGACCAAAUUGCAACCCAGAAGAAGAACCACCCAAUAGUCCACCGCACACGGGUAGCAGGCGCUUGGCAACUCGAUUGCCUUCCAGAACCGGAGGUGGAGGAAUCGAGAGAGGUAAAAGACGUAAGACCAGAAGUAUACGCGGCCGGAGGGAUGCGGUCCAAGUGGGAAACAGAGGAGCCAUUGCAAAGGGCUGGUGACGCUCUUAGUGUGGCGCCAGAACCAGCGAGUGUCGCGAAUCUCGGCAGCGGAGGAGAGGAGAAUGCUGAGGAACGUGGCAACUGAAAUUAAGGAGACGCAGAGGCUGUGGAGGACUGGGAUUGGGCCUAGUGGUAUCUUACGGCGCUUGGAUAAGAGAAGGGAAAGGGUAAUGUGGAGGGUGAUGGCAGCAACGAUGUAGGCAGCGAUGGCGGUGAAGAGGUGGAGCCCCAGGAUUGGGUGUGAUUCCAACGGAAGUUAACGAUCAAUGGGUGUUCCGACAGCCAAUAAUUUACAGUCUGAAUC
This is a messenger RNA of Rubroshorea leprosula, 541 nucleotides long. The record is from the annotation of a GenBank genome assembly. Lineage: Eukaryota; Viridiplantae; Streptophyta; Magnoliopsida; Malvales; Dipterocarpaceae.